Messenger RNA from Macrosteles quadrilineatus (aster leafhopper), 3298 nucleotides. RefSeq lists its product as uncharacterized. Bases 16 to 2328 code for a protein of 770 amino acids. NCBI's taxonomy places the organism in Eukaryota, Metazoa, Arthropoda, Insecta, Hemiptera, Cicadellidae. Gene Ontology annotation, molecular function: RNA binding; RNA helicase activity; ATP binding. Gene Ontology annotation, cellular component: nucleus; ribonucleoprotein complex; cytoplasm. The record is from RefSeq and is a predicted model, not a curated record. The transcript is spliced from 19 exons.
CCCUGGUUCAUCAUCAUGGGGAAUAUUCCAAUAUCAGGUCAUAAAAAUCUUCCGGUGACCUACUACUGCAUGCCAGAAAGUGCCGGUGCCUCGCAAUCGGUUGUGGAUCCAGUGAUCAACCCCUUAGACUUCCAGAAACAAGAAGUUUCUAAACCAAGUGAUGCCUUUGGAAACAACUACUAUCAAAAUGAGAUAGGAGAAAAUGUAAAAAUUGAUGAGCCAUUUAAGCCAGCUACCCAAAGAAGUGAAUUUUCCUUUGCUGAACCUUUCAAAUCAUCAUCUGAGGGUCCAACAGUUUCAAAAGGUAAUGAUGAAUCAGGGGUAACAGAGCGAGAUAAUGAACAAGAGGGAGUUUCAAGAGUAUCCUACAAGCAGUAUAUGAAGGAAUGGAAAGAUAAUGAACAAUAUCGCAGACAAAGCGCCAGAGUGGUACAAGCUAAGACCAAUUCUGACACAUCAGUGAAGGCAGCUCAAGAAUCUGUCAGUGUCAGCUGGAGUGAAGAAAGGAAAGAACCAAUCAAAGCUUCACAGUUUGCUACGUCCAGUAAACCUAAUUAUGCUUACCAGGCUCAAAAGUACGAGGUAUCAGCUUCCAAUGACGGGUUUGGGAUAUCUCAAUCACACCAACGUGUAGAAGAAGGUGCUGUAUCUCAAGUUGCCACUAGAAUCCAAGCUAGGUAUGGUGGAAGAGCUGUCAGAAAUGAAAUAUCAGGUUAUUCAGCAGCAAGAAAUUUGUCCUUCAACAGACCCAGUUAUACAGCCAGAAAAAGAGAGGACUUCCAUGAUUUUAAUGACAACGGCACAGGUGACCGGUGGGAAAGGGAUGAAUAUUCAGGCUCUUACACUCGUAAAUUUGAGGGUCCCAGAGCAUGGAAUCAGAGGAACAACAAUUACGCACCUAUGGACAAUAUAAAUCCACCUGAUUGGAAAAAUAGUAAACUAACCACUUUUCGCAAAAACUUUUAUCAACCUCACCCGAAUACGGAGAACCGGACUGUAGAAGAACUGAAAAAGUUUUAUGAUACACAUAAAAUAAAGGUGUAUGGUGAUGCUCCAAAGCCAAUUUUACAUUUUGAGGAGGCAAACUUUCCAAAAUAUGUUGCAGAUACAGUACAUAAAAUUGGCUUUGAUAAUCCGACACCAAUCCAGGCGGUUGGUUGGCCAAUAGCUAUGAGUGGCCUUAAUAUGGUUGGUGUUGCACAAACAGGUUCAGGGAAAACUUUGGGGUACAUCCUACCAGCUACAGUGCACAUCAACAAUCAAGAACCGUUGCGUCCCGGAGACGGACCCAUCGGACUAGUGUUGGCGCCGACUAGAGAACUGGCGCAGCAGAUACAACAAGUGGCACGUGACUUCUCGUCUGGACUGAAGUCUUGUUGUGUGUACGGCGGUGCGGGCCGCGGACCUCAAGCGCAGAUGUUGGAACGUGGUGUGGAGUUGGUGAUAGCCACGCCUGGCCGCCUUCUGGACUUCUUGGAGCGAGGUGUGACCAAUCUGAAGCGCUGUACGUAUGUGGUCAUGGACGAGGCUGACAGAAUGCUUGACAUGGGUUUUGAACCCCAGAUCAGAGCUAUCAUGGAGCAGAUCAGGCCAGAUAGACAGGUGCUGAUGUGGUCUGCGACAUGGCCUGAAGAGGUGAGGCAGCUGGCCAAAGACUUCCUCAAGGAUUAUGUACAGAUCAACAUCGGCUCUACGGAACUUUCAGCCAAUCACAACAUCACUCAACAUGUGGAAGUCUGUGAGGAACACGAGAAAGAAAAUAAGCUCAGAAACCUGUUGAAAAAGCUAUUUUCUGAAGAAGAUGUUGGAAAAACAAUUGUUUUUUGUGCAACCAAACAAAAGGUUGAUGAGGUUGCGAGGUUUAUUUCAAGACAGGGGUACAAAGCCAUGGCGAUUCAUGGGGACAAGUCUCAAACUGAGAGAAAUUACGUAUUAAGAGAGUUCCGCCAUUCAAGAAGUUCUAUUUUAGUGGCAACUGAUGUUGCAGCAAGGGGCUUGGAUGUGCAAGACGUGAGGAAUGUGAUCAACUAUGACUACCCUCAGAACUCAGAGGACUACGUUCAUCGUAUCGGCCGCACAGGCAGAUCCGACCAGCUGGGCAACUCUUACGCUUUCUUCACUUCUCUGAACCAGCGGCAAGCAAAGGGCCUCAUAGACGUACUGCAGGAGGCCAAACAACACGUAGACCCUCAACUGUCAGAGAUGGCCGUCACAGCUAACUACGCAACUGGCAACAAGUGGAGAGGUUUUAACAACCGUUCCUUCAACAGAUACCCUCAGUCACACAAACAACCUUGGAGGAGAAAUUUUGGAGGACACGACAGAUGAAACCCAGAAGAGAAAACUCCUAACCCAAUGCUAUGAUCCAAUAUUGAGUCUGAGAAGGCCUUGAAGUUACUGUGUAAAUCAAAUCCAAAAUGGAAAUCAUUGCAAUUUUCAAUGGAAAAAAACACUCUACCUUAGAGGUAAUUCACGUUUUGCCAACCUUUUAAAUACUAAACAAUAUAGGUUUGUAAACAAUUUUACAAAGAUUCAUCUGUAGUACUUCUUUGUGUUAAUAAAAUGUUUUCAUCCUGACUAUUACUUGCUCUAUAGAAACUGUUAAUUUCCUAAAGAUGAGUAUAUAAAGAUCUAUUUUGUAAAAGUUAACAUUACUUUUUGUUUUUGAAGAUCAAGAUUGGACAUGCCAAUGAACAUCAGAAGUAGAAAUUAUACAGAAUUACAUUUCAAACUGUACUCUGACGUAUUAAAAAAAACCAAUAAUUAGUUUUUAUUCUUACUACUUAACCUUAACAUGUUAAAAUUCAACAUUUUCUCAAAUAUUUAUUUUUGUUAUAAUGUCUAUCAUUUAAUGUCUUUUUCUUAUUUUUUACUUAAUUUGUUGCAAUUUAUUUGGUAAAUUUAUAAUUAUAAAUUGUUUAGAAUUUAGUUAACGAGGCUCAUGUGUUAGUUGAGUAAAUAAAUGUCAAUGAAUGCCUAAGAAUGUAGACUACAUAAGCAACCAGUCAGUCUAAACACAUACUUAUUUUAGGCAUAGGCUAUAUAAAAAACAUUCAAGUUAUUGUUCUUUCUAGCCUGUUUUCUGCUUGUUACCUUAUAAGAUUCUGUUCAUUGUUGUAUGCCUGUCUGUCUAUCAUCUUUCCAUUUGUAUUUGUUGUUUUUUUAAGAAUUUUCUUUCAUUUAUUAUUUAUUCAUUUAUGACAAUUUUUAUAGUUUUUGUAUAAAAAUCAACAUUUAACUCUCACAAAACAUUUUGUACUCUUCAAAUACUUCAAUCUGGGAGCAUGGUGAUAUUCUG